AUGAAGCAAAGAGCCAAUCGCCGUCGUUCCCGUCUCCGGUCUUCUCCUAUCGCCGAUGUGCCGGUCUCUCCUUCUCCGGAGGUGGCUAUCUCAUCCUCUGUGGAUGCAUCCACUACAACAAAAAAGGUAAAUGGGUCUAUACACGGGACGAUGAGGGUUUAUUUAGGUUAUUGGGGUCGUUUGCUCGCCACAUCAUCCAGUCGAGUUGUGUCUCCUGCCCUUGAUUCUAGUGUGGUUAUGGCUAUUAUUCCGAUUCUGCCUACCGUCGCAGAGUCAUCUCCGUCGCCGUCCCUUCCCGAGGUGGUGACUGGGUCUCUUCCUACCGUCAGUUCCUCUGACAAAGUCCUCCAUGCCCGUCCGCCUUCUUCUGUUGGUAAGUCCCCUAAACGUAUUACUCGUUCCUCUGCUGAGUCUGCGUCCUCCCCUGUUCCAUCCUCUCCAUUGCCGACCCCAACCACACCAUCUAGUCAUUCUCUUAAGUCGCCUGUUAAGCCAUCCUUAACCAAAAACCCCAAGGCUCGGUCUGCCUCCAAACCUGCACCUCCACCUCAACCCGCACCCCCACCAAAACCAGCACCCCCACCCCAACCCAAACCCUCACCCCAACUCCAACCCGCACCUCAAUCACAAUCCACACCAACACCCCCUCCAAAACCUCACCCAAAGCCUAUCCCUAAGUCCCAUGUUCCUGUGCGGUCCAAAGGAAAAGCUAAAAUGCAUGAGUCCUCACCUCUCCCCAAACCAUCUGCUCCAAAACGUAAACCCAAGGAUACUCCGGUUGCCCCAUCUCCUAAAAAGUCCAAGCUUAGCACUAGUUCUAAGGAUUCUGUGUUUGUUGAUCCAUCGUCUAUUCAAUACUUUGUUGAUGCAACCAAGGCCUCGCACUAUCAGAGAUGGUUUGCUGUGCGCGACGUGUGGCCUGAAUAUCUUGUUGUUUUAGAAGAUUUUCCUGAAUUAGUUGACCUUUUACAGUCUAGGCAGUGGGUUAAUACAGUGUCUAAAUUGGUGUCUCCUCAUCUCAUUCUCAUUAGGGAAUUUUAUGCAAAUUUAGAUAAGUCAGCUGUAGAUGGGAAAAAUGAAAAUUGUCUUACUGCAUUUGUUCGGGGUAGUCGUAUCAAAUAUGCACCAUCCACUAUAUCUCGUGCAUUAAAGAUUCCAAAAGUUCUUAAACCUGCAUAUACUAAGUCAUAUCGUCCAGAUCAAUCUACAAUGGGUCAUCUUUCCUUUAUUACUCUUGAGAUUGGGAAAUUUUUAUAUGCUGUGGGUACCAGCGUGUCAAUUGAUUUGGCUACUCUAAUUUUUGAUCGUAUUGUUGAUGUUGCCUCCUCCACUGGAUUUCUGGCCACUUUGAAAAGGAAAGUCUCCUCUACUGCUCCUUCUUCGUCACAGCCGUCUAAGCCCCAAGCUCCCAUGUUUAAAGGUCUGUCGGAUUCUAGUUGGGAAGUCCAGUUGUAUACUGAGUUCAAGGCUUUUACUAAACGGUACAAGAAAGAUUAA
This is a messenger RNA of Humulus lupulus (European hop), 1497 nucleotides long. RefSeq lists its product as uncharacterized. The transcript is spliced from 5 exons. Bases 1 to 1497 code for a protein of 498 amino acids. The record is from RefSeq and is a predicted model, not a curated record. Lineage: Eukaryota; Viridiplantae; Streptophyta; Magnoliopsida; Rosales; Cannabaceae.